Trypanosoma theileri is the source of this 1089-nucleotide messenger RNA. RefSeq lists its product as uncharacterized. NCBI's taxonomy places the organism in Eukaryota, Euglenozoa, Kinetoplastea, Trypanosomatida, Trypanosomatidae. The transcript has a single exon. The record is from RefSeq and is a predicted model, not a curated record. The coding region runs from base 1 to 1089 and encodes 362 amino acids.
AUGAUGAUGCGCUACGUGCUGUGUAUCCUCGCUCUCCUGCUCUCAUGUGCGUGUGUGCACGUCCUCGCUGAAGAAGUGCCUGCCGCCGAUCUUUCCGACCAAGUCCCUGAUACGGAGAGUGAGACAAAGAUUCUUCUUACUUGUCCUGCUGCUGGUGCUGGUGAUGCUUCUGCAGGUGGCAACCUUCCUUGUCAAAAGGAACAAUGUGAUUCACCGCCUGGUAAAGGUGGAGAGGUUAUCUGCAAACCACAAGCCAAAGCGGUGCAACUACCUGCAGAAGAAGCUAAAGGGGCUCCUCAGCCUGCUGCUGGUGGUGGACGUUCUGGUUCUGAUGUAACUUCAGUAACGCUGGAAGAUGUUCUCGUAACAACACAAUGUGCAACAGCAAAAACUGAAAAAGAGAGACAAAACUGCGACGCCCAAGUCAAGGUGGAGAAUGAAGAAGCUGCGCCUGCUGCUGAUCUACAAGGUACCAUUACACUUGGGCCAAGUCAUCAAGGUGGAAAAAAAGCGGAAACUCACGACAAAACGUCACAUUCAACUGAAGCUUCUUCUUCACCAGGGCUUCAAUCUUCUUCACUUUCUGAAGAACAGAGAAAAGGUAGUGGAACAUUAUCUUCACGUGGUUCAGAUGAGAGAGCAACAGAACAGGAUAGCACUAAUAAUAACGAUACCCGUCCAACUGAAGAAUCGCAAGUGCAAGAGGAAGGAAGACAACAAGGAAAUACAAAUGAAGUACAACCGCCUUCUUCUGGACCCAGUACAAGUAGUACUAACACUCCUGAGAAGAGUAGCACGCAGGAACAGACAUCUGACACUCAGGGAUCUCAACCGAAUAAUGGUGCACGUGACACCAACAACUCAGAGAAUACAGACUCUGCCGCUCCCAAUACACCCAAUAAUGAGGAAUCAACCUCAACCACCACAACACCCACCACCACCACAACCUCAACCACAACAACACUUCCUCCUGAACUCACAAACAACAAGAAGGGUGAUGCAGACAGCAGCAGCAGUAUCAGCAGUUCUGUGUGGGUGCGUGUGCCACUACUGAUUGUGGUUACACUGGCCUGUAUUCUUGUGUGCUGA